Molecule: messenger RNA, 2604 nt
Organism: Aspergillus versicolor CBS 583.65
Lineage: Eukaryota; Fungi; Ascomycota; Eurotiomycetes; Eurotiales; Aspergillaceae
Exons: 3
Coding region: 1-2604 (867 amino acids)
Biological process (GO): nuclear inner membrane organization
Cellular component (GO): microtubule organizing center attachment site; mitotic spindle pole body; nuclear inner membrane
Source: RefSeq, a predicted model, not a curated record
AUGGCUCCUCUAUUUUCAAAGCGACUGAGCUGCUUCUAUUGCGGCGGUCGCUCUGCACAGCCUAACAAGCGCCCAGUUCGAAAAUGGCAAUGUAAACACUGCGAGGCUGUCAAUUACCUCGACGAAAAUGGAGAAAUUACAGAUCCUCCUACUGCGGAAACAAACCCAAAUCCGCCUACACCCGGCCCUUCAAACCCUCUUCUUGAGCCCGCUGACCUGGGACUGACCGGCUCAGACCUGUUCUGUGCCCGGUGCGUUCGGAACCAACACCUUUUUACCAGCGCCUUGGCCUCCUAUUUUCCACCUUCCGAUGACCCAAAUUAUAGCGCUUAUGAACGAGAAUACCCGAAAUUUCGAAGGAACAUGGAGGAGCGCUACCCGCAAGUAUGCGACAACUGCGAACCCCGUGUGAAGGCGCGCAUCCGCCAGGCUGGGUACGAAGCGAAAUCGGAUCACUUGCGACGGAUGAUGGACAGGAGUAAAGCAGGAAAGGCAGCACGGAGAGCGCGACAAUGGAGCUGGAAGAGUCUAUUGGUGUUUGUGGGUGCCUUAUGUUAUUGGGCUAGUAUUGCUGGCCAACUUGUUUGGGACGUGACGAGUGCUUUGCCCAUUGACGAACCGCUGCGGGACCCGGACGAGCUUCGAACUACGUCCUCCAUGGCGGUCGUGUCACGAAUUCGCGAAACCCUUCAUACGCUUCGUUUACCGGCCCAUUGGCCUGUCGAUCUGGAAUACUAUGCUGGUCUGUCCCUAGUGGCCGGUAUUUUCUCGCUAUGGUGGAAUCCAAAGCUCCGACUCAAAAUCGAGGGACGAGGCGGUCGCUUCGUAGGCCUUGGUGAAUACUAUAAAGUUCAGCUCAUUGUCAUGGUAGCACGAUGCGCGUUUUGGGCCGUCCUCAGAGACCCUUCGUCGAGUGGCCUCGAUGCUAACUUACCGCCGGCUUUGCAUUUAUUCAUGCUCCUCUUUAUAACUUUGUCUGCCACAAUAUCGCGGCGCAUGGUUCGCUACGAUACUCGUCCAUUGGUUAAUUGGUCUGAAUCCACCCCAACAGCAACCCCAUCUCGAAAACCGGAGGCAUCUCCUCGUCCAACUACGGGGGCGAAACAACCUUUUUGCACGCCGCAUGAAAACUCCCAUCAGAUAACACCAAGAUUUCCUUUCGAAAAGCUUGCCACUCCGCGCACUGGCCAGGAGGAACGCGCAAUUCCCACCCCGCCGCCUGAGGUCGACGAUAUGGAUUGGACACCUUCUAUACAGCAUAAUUUCCGACCAGUUUCGACUCCCUACCAAAGAGACCAGACGUCUGCCCUUGCUGGGCCAAGCCCGUUUUAUGGAUCGCUGCCGCCAGCUCCAGCGCCUCCGUCGUGGAACUUGCGAAGCCAGCCUUCGCAGAGACAGAGGCCCAUUGAACAGGUCGUCGAACGCAAUCCUUUCCAUCGAAGCCCAACACAGCCAUCAGUCAAUUGGAGUCGUAAUACGAACACCCCCGAUGAUGUAUUUGCCCCACCGAAGUUCUUCCCAGUGGCCGACCAUGCUUCAACAGGACUGGAGAAUCUCUUUGAUCGGGCAUUCUCCAUCAAGUCACCAGAUAACGAUGAGGAUAACUGGCAGUCGCCGCAGCAAUCAAAUUCGAGACCUCGACCCCCCCGAACGACGAACUUGCCUGGAUCUUUUGUCUCCCAGUGUCUUCGGUUAGGGCUACUGCUCGUCUCUCUUGUGGCAUGGAAUGUUUCACAGUAUGAACUCGUUUCCGUCCCUGGCCACUAUAUCGAAGUUGCUUCAUUGGGAUGCGCAAGUCUUCUUGCUGGAUUCGCUCUUCUCGAGGGCUUAAAGCAGCCCACUAUACAGUGGAAUGGGAUGGAGCUUUUAGUUUAUGUCGCAGAAAUUGCAGCAGCUGUUCACCUCGGAGGAUACCUUCCUGGGGCAGCUUUUGAACGACAUUAUUUUGACAGAUAUGGAAAACUCCUUCUGGUCUUCAUGAUUGUCCAAGAGGCGUUAGCUCUGCUGGCUGUUUAUCGCGGCGUCCCCACCCACCCCGACAAGAUAGACACCUUACAAGAGCAACCGACUCGACCAUCGUCUCCUGGCGACACCAUUAUCGAAGACUCGCCUAGAUCCGGACUAAGCAGACGCUCCGAAUACCACGGGUCCUUUGGUUCACCUCCCAUGACCGCACCUCCGCCUCUCUCCUUUUCAUCUACGGCAGGCGGGUCGAGCUUUUUAACACACCAACCAGAGCCCCAAUAUCAACAGUAUCAGCCCCCAUUUCCAUCAUACGACGGCACAUUUCACAAUAACAACAGAGACCACAGCUUCAGCCUGAAGAGUCUCAAAUAUCAAGAUGCCAAUGCAUCUGACCAGGACUCCGACACAGAAACGACCAUGACAACUGCCACCGGAACAACAAACAACACAAUUAAAAACAUCCGCUACGGGCGAGAUAGCACUGUUAAUGAUACGUUUUUCUCCCCAAAGCGUGCUGAACUUGGUCCAGGGCUUGGAAGUCUAAGUCUUGAUGAUGGUCCCUCUAGGCGCAUGACGCGGAGUCAGUCCCAAAGGCUCCAGGGUCAGGGAUCCGGCUUCCGCAGGAGAGGACUUCGGUAA